AUGUGGACUCGGUUAAAUCUUGCGGCUGCCUUAAUACUACUUGCGGCGGCUGGGACCAACGCACAGCAAAAAGCUCGGAAAAAUCACACUAUUGAGCAGACUGUUCCCCUGCGAACACAUUCAAUUUAUGCCCCUUAUGUCGACCAAGAUCUACAAAAUAGAUGGUUUUCCUUUGGUGGAAAUGCCUACGUGAACACCAACAAACAUAUCCGACUUACACGAGACAAACCCUCUCAAGCCGGAUGGCUCUGGUCGCGCCUGCCCUUGACCGCGUCAAGUUACGAAAUCAUUAUCGAAUUCAAGGCGAGUUUGACUUGGGAUCAAUGGCUCAUGGCUAUUAACACGUUGAUCGCAGACGGAUUCGCAAUAUGGUUAACCGACACACGCACCGAAUCCGGGCCAGUAUUUGGCUCAGUUGACAAGUUUGUGGGACUUGGUAUCUUCAUAGAUACAUACGCCAACUCGAGACAUACCUAUGCGUUCCCUCGUAUCAUGGGCAUGUUGGGAGAUGGUAAGACGGUCUAUGAUGUCGGAAACGAUGGUGCUUCAAACGAGCUUGCUGCCUGUUCGGCGAAUGUCAGGAAAACGGAUAUCGCGACAAAGCUCAAGUUGACAUACUUCAAGGACGAGUAUCUCAACGUUCAACUGCAUUACAAAGGCUGGGACGAAUGGACAGAAUGUUUCACGGUAUACGACGUUUCCCUUCCCAACACGCCGUAUCUAGGAUUCACCGCCCACACCGGAGAUAUAUCCGAUAACCACGACAUCAUCUCGGUCUCGACGUCAUCGGCUAUCCUCGCCGAUGCGCCUAUAAACAUGCCCACAAAGAAAUCAGGCUCCUCGUCCGGGUUCUGGACCUUCCUCUCCUUCCUCGUCAAACUCGCCGGUGUAUCUCUGGUCGGUGUCGCAGCGCUGGCGGGAUACCGAGCCUAUGCCCGAAACGCAAAGCGCCGUGGAGGAUUUGGGGGACUGGGAGGGGGAAUGCCACAAUGGGAUAACAAGCACUUUUAA
Messenger RNA from Rhizoctonia solani, 1011 nucleotides. RefSeq names its product legume-like lectin. NCBI's taxonomy places the organism in Eukaryota, Fungi, Basidiomycota, Agaricomycetes, Cantharellales, Ceratobasidiaceae. The record is from RefSeq and is a predicted model, not a curated record. The transcript has 14 exons. Gene Ontology annotation, biological process: endoplasmic reticulum organization; endoplasmic reticulum to Golgi vesicle-mediated transport; Golgi organization. Gene Ontology annotation, molecular function: D-mannose binding. Bases 1 to 1011 code for a protein of 336 amino acids. Gene Ontology annotation, cellular component: Golgi membrane; endoplasmic reticulum-Golgi intermediate compartment; endoplasmic reticulum membrane.